Eruca vesicaria subsp. sativa (arugula) is the source of this 405-nucleotide messenger RNA. Lineage: Eukaryota; Viridiplantae; Streptophyta; Magnoliopsida; Brassicales; Brassicaceae. The record is from the annotation of a GenBank genome assembly.
AUGGAGAAUGGGCAUGAGGAGAUACUUGCUGAGAGAUUUUCUCAAGUGGGUAUUGAAGAUUCAUCUCUCUUGCAAGAGAGAGACUUUAAAAAUGAUAACUUGUUGCAGAUCAUCAAAGCUGUUGAAGCUGCUGAAACCACCAUCAAGCAGCAGAAACCAGAUGAAUCCUUGCUACAAACAUCUAAUCUUGGAGAUCACUCAAAUACCACUACUGUCUCUCGCUUGGUUCACCAGCCAGUGGAACAUGAGAAGACUGUGAUCAAAGCUUCAGAUGUUGAUUCAUUAGGCAUUGUGGUUGUUCACUCCCAUUUGAAUUCUAAUGGCGAAAAAUCUACUGUGAGUGAUCGUUUUGAAAGCUCAUCUGAGCAAAAUAUGGUUAAUGGCUCCUUGUCAAAGGAGCUAUAA